Messenger RNA from Andrographis paniculata, 1515 nucleotides. Its product is annotated as aspartic proteinase PCS1-like. The coding region runs from base 28 to 1338 and encodes 436 amino acids. The transcript has a single exon. Gene Ontology annotation, molecular function: aspartic-type endopeptidase activity. Gene Ontology annotation, biological process: proteolysis. The record is from RefSeq and is a predicted model, not a curated record. NCBI's taxonomy places the organism in Eukaryota, Viridiplantae, Streptophyta, Magnoliopsida, Lamiales, Acanthaceae.
ACUAAGUUCGACGAGUGACACUCAAAAAUGGCUUCGUCGUCUCCAAUGCUCCUCCUCUACACACUACUGCUACUUUCGCUCUCCUCUCUCGCUCUAACCCUCCAACAUAACGCCAACUUUUCUCUCUCUUUCUCUCUAUUCUCCUUCUCUCUCUCCCAAUCAAACCUCUCUUCCAUGGCCGCCGCCGUCGCCGCCGGAAAAUUCUCCAAGAAGGAUUCUCCGCCGUCCGAUUACAUCUACCAAUCGCGGUUCAAAUAUUCAAUGGCUCUGAUCGUUUCCCUCCCAAUCGGGACCCCGCCCCAGGCCCAGCAGAUGGUCCUCGACACCGGCAGCCAGCUGUCCUGGAUCCAAUGCCGGCGCCGGAAAUCCCCGCCGGCGGCGACUUUCGACCCCUCCCGGUCGUCGUCCUUCGCCGUGCUCCCCUGCAACCACCCCGCCUGCAAACCCCGAAUUCCCGAUUUUACCCUCCCCACAACCUGCGACCAGAACAAACUCUGCCAUUACUCCUACUUCUACGCCGACGGAACCCUCGCCGAGGGCAAUCUCGUCACAGAAAAAUUCGCCUUUUCCGGCGGCCGGAAAGUCACACCUCCUCUAAUUCUCGGCUGCGCCGGCCCCGCCGCCGCCGCCGCCGAGGGCAUUCUCGGAAUGAACCUCGGCCGCCUCUCCUUCGUCUCUCAGGCGAAAAUCCCAAAGUUUUCUUACUGCGUCCCGCCGCGGCAGGGCGGCGCCGCCGGCGGGAAAUUCUACCUCGGAGAGAAUCCGAACUCCCGGACCCUAAAAUACACGAGCCUGUUGACCUUCCGGGGGAGUCAACGGAAGCCGAAUUUCGACCCGUACGCCUACACCGUCGGUCUGGUGGCGAUAAAAGUCAACGGGGCGGCGCUGGACAUACCUCCGGCGGUGUUCCGGCCGGACGCCGGCGGGUCGGGGCAGACGAUAAUCGACUCCGGCACGCAGUACAGUUUUCUGGUGGACGGCGCGUACGAGAAGGUGAGGGCAGCGGUGGCGCGUGUCGCCGGCGGGAGGAUGAAGAAAGGCUACGUUUACGGAGGAUCGUUGGAUAUGUGCUUCGACGGGGAGGCGGAGGAGAUCGGACGGCUGAUACGGGAGAUGGUUUUUGUGUUUGAAAACGGGGUGGAGAUUGUGGUGGGGGCCGAGGGGGUGACAGCUGGCAUGGGAGGUGGGGUCCACUGCGUGGGGAUCGGACGGUCAGGAUCGCUCGGAGUCAGCAGUAAUAUUAUUGGCAAUUUUCAUCAGAGGAAUCAUUGGGUGGAAUUCGACGUGGCCAAUAAGCGCGUGGGUUUGGGUGUGGCUGAUUGUACCAAAGAAAUUUGAAAUUUAUAUUUUAUUUUGUUAUUAGGGUAUGUAUUUUAUUUUAUUUUAUUUAUUGAUUAGUUACAUUUAAUAACAAUUGACCUGUGGUUAGGGUAAAUUGGUUGCUUUAUGGAAGAUGUCACAACAUAGGGCAUGAAAUUCUUGCUAUGGAUUAUGGACUCUAUAAUUUUACCUUUA